Pelobates cultripes (western spadefoot toad) is the source of this 981-nucleotide messenger RNA. The record is from the annotation of a GenBank genome assembly. Lineage: Eukaryota; Metazoa; Chordata; Amphibia; Anura; Pelobatidae.
AUGGAGGCCGCAAGCCCGACCAGGGACUCCUCUCCCCCCACCUCGCCGAGAUUCUCGCCGUCGCCCUCCCCGACGCCGGAACAGCGGCAGCAACCCGACGGCGAGUGGAGGGCAAUACUGCCCAACUUACUGACCAAAACGGAUUUUGAGGCCCUCUCGGACCGGCUGGGCCGCGUGGUCAGAGAGGAAGUGGCCCAAUUGAGAGCAGACCUCUCGAACGUGGAGGCAAGGAUGUCCGUGGCGGAGGCUGAAACCAGGGCACUCCGCACGGACCUAGAACAAACAAACACCGCGGUCACCACCCAAGAAGCUGACAUAGCCCAUCUAACCACGUGGGUGGACGACUUGGAUAACCGCGGGCGCAGGAUGAACCUGAGAGUCCGCGGAGUGAGAGAGGGGGGCCCGGCGGAAAACAUCCCAGAGCUCCUGAGACAGAUCUUCAGUCAGGUACUGGGCAAUCAAAACAUGCCGCGACUGGGCCUGGUUAGGGCACACCGAGCGCUGCGCCCUAUACCCCCACCAGAAGACCAGCCCAGAGACAUAGUCUGUUGCCUGGAUAACUUCCAAUUGAAGGAAGAAAUUCUGCGCACGGCUAGACGCAUAGGCAACAUCCGCAUGGACGACCAGACCAUAACAAUAUACCAAGACCUCUCCCGCUACACGCUACAAGCCAGACGGGCACUACGGCCAAUCACCACCGCCCUACAGCAUGCAGGCAUCCAGUACCGCUGGGGGUACCCCUUCUCUCUCUCCGCCAGACACGGCCCGGAUUUUCUGACGAUAAGGAAACCCGACGACGUCCACGCAUUCAUGCGCACCCUGGGACUCCCACCGGUCACGGUCCCCAACUGGCUGGCGAGGUCAUUCCUCCUACAACCAAACAGACCCCAGCAACCGCAAGGGCAUGGCCCGAACCAGCGUAGACCUCAACCGCAACGCCACCGGGAUGGACUCCCAGGUCGAGCCGGGCGAGAGAUGUAA